Messenger RNA from Durio zibethinus, 980 nucleotides. Lineage: Eukaryota; Viridiplantae; Streptophyta; Magnoliopsida; Malvales; Malvaceae. The record is from RefSeq and is a predicted model, not a curated record.
CGAGACAGGCUGCAAUGCUGGUGCCGCCAUGGCUAGAGUCAUUGCUAAGUACAGCCUUUUUCACAGUUUGCAGAACACAUGGAGAUGCAGCUAGGGGUGAAUGUAACAUGUACUGUUUAGAUUGUAAUGGAGAUUCAUUUUGCUUUUAUUGCCGCUCUUCUAAACACAAAGAUCAUCAAGUAAUUCAGAUAAGGAGAUCUUCAUAUCAUGAUGUAGUGAGGGUUACAGAGAUUCAAAAGGUAUUGGAUAUAAGUGGGGUACAAACUUAUGUGAUAAACAGUGCCAGGGUUCUGUUUCUGAAUGAGAGGCCUCAACCAAAAUCUGGAAAAGGAGUAGCUCAUAUUUGUGAAACCUGUGGAAGAAGCCUCUUGGACCCUUUUCGUUUUUGUUCAUUGGGAUGUAAGCUUGUAGGAAUAAAGAGAAAUGGGAAUGCAAGUUUUACCUUAGAGGCCAAGAAUGAGAUGUUGAUGGAUAGAAGAGAAUUAGGCAUAUCAGGGGAAGUAGGAGAAUUGCGUGAAGGCUCACAACAAGACAUUAACCCGCCACCUCCUUCAAGUGCGAGGAGAAGAAAAGGAAUUCCUCACCGCGCACCUUUUGGAUAUAAUGCUUGGAGCAUGGAAAAGUGUGGAAGGAAUGCAAGAGGAAAAAAACAUCAAUUAAGGCGGUGCUUCUCCUUAUCACGACACAAUCCAUUUUUUGGUGAAUGCAAACUUCUGAGGCCGAAUUGUUUUGAGUAUUCUGACUCCGUGUAUAAAUAUCUGCAUGCUUUGAGUAAGGGGCUUGAAUUUUCCUGUAUGGUUGGAAGGGGAAAAAGCCAAAUUAAGGAACACCAGGGACACGCAAUGGCUUAUGUCAAGAGCCAGACAUCAAAUUAUUGGUCAGGCUGGCCUUCGAAUCUUCAUGGGGGGCAAUUACAUUUGGCAUUUAAUGAAGUAAUCCAAUUCAACUUCUUGGCCAAAUUGGAGGAUUCACAGCAAUGA